CAACAGCAACGUUUGUACCGUGUGAAGCUAGCUAGCUAGUUGGCUAUGAAAAGCUAACGUAAUGGAGCAAACGAAUAAUGGUUUUUAGAAUGUUUUAAGAAAGCACACAGGCUAAAUGUUAAGACGUGAAAUUCAGCAUUUAACAUACCGGUAGAAGUUAUGUAUUCAUAUAUUGUGGGAUGAGGGUAAAUUGUCUAGUUAACGCGAACGUUAGUAAUGCGUCACUAGCUAGCUAGGCACGUCCGUUUACAAACGUGUCUGGCCAGCUGUUCGACUUUGAUAGCUAGCUAUGUACUAAAAUUAUACGAUGUGUGAAAUCGCUUAAGUUACGUUACUAACUUGGGUUCCUUUCUUUGCUAACAAGAUUGUAUGCCAGCCAUGGCCAAUCCUGACUUAACUAACGCGUUAGCUAACUACUACUGUAGCUAGUAGGUACCGUUAACUUUGCUUCUUCUCUGCUGGUUUCAUCCACCAAACAGCCGAAAGAAAUGGGAGCCCCUUAAACGCGCCAGGAGCAAGAAGGAGAUAGAGUGGAAAUGAUGAUGGUGUUGCCUGUGUGGGGCCUCACACUCCCUCUUCCCGCUGUACUGAUGAUUGUUGUUGGUUUUUACAUGAUUUUCCUUGCAAUGGCGUUAUGGUUCCGCCAAUGCCUCAAGGAACAGUGUUCUCCUGAGUGUGGUGACUGCUGUCCAAAUAUCGCCCCAUUCGAGUACUGUUUAGCAUGUGCAGAGUCGUGCAACUGUCGCAUGCCAUCACUGCGCUCGUGCCUUGACCAGACCUGCCCCUCAACCUGCCCCUCUCUUCCUAAUUGUAACAUGUGGGACUGUGCUUGCACCUGCCAACCCCCAGAAUGUGAGUCCUUCAACUGCCUCUGCUUCGAGAUCAAGUUCAGAUAGAGGGAGAAACGGAGGAGUGGUAGGAACAAUGAUGAAUCCUAACUCAAGACGCACAGCAUGUUUGCAUAUUCACACAUUGAUGUUAAUGGACAGUUUGUGCAAGAGGAAGGAGUUAUCCAUUCAUCCCUAGAGAAAUGGAAAGGGAAGACGGGGGGUGGGUUACUGUGUUUAUGUACCAAUAUGAAAAUACAAUCUGAAUCCUUGUAACACACAGCCUUAAAGUGAAAGGCUAUAACCAGUUUAUGGAUAGUUGUGCCAUAUGUGUCCAAGGGAGAGCAACAUUAUCAGAGUGCUAUUACAAUAUAGGGCAUCUACUUUCAUUACAGCACAAGUACAAUUCUGUGCCUCUGCAGCAAUCCAAUACACUCAUUGUACAAAACAUUAAGCUCACCUGCCUAAUAUCGAGUUGCACCCCCCUCCUCCCCUUUUGCCCUCAGAAAAACCUAAAUUCGUCAGGGCAUGGUCUCUAUAUGGUGUCAAAAUCGUUUCACAGGGAUGCUGGCCCAUGUUGACUCCAAUGCUUCCCACAGAUUGUGUCAAGUUGGCUGGAUGUCCUUUGGGUGGUGAACCAUUCUUGAUACACA
Messenger RNA from Salvelinus namaycush (lake trout), 1480 nucleotides. RefSeq lists its product as uncharacterized. Lineage: Eukaryota; Metazoa; Chordata; Actinopteri; Salmoniformes; Salmonidae. The record is from RefSeq and is a predicted model, not a curated record. Bases 537 to 896 code for a protein of 119 amino acids. The transcript has 4 exons.